Molecule: messenger RNA, 909 nt
Organism: Closterium sp. NIES-65
Lineage: Eukaryota; Viridiplantae; Streptophyta; Zygnematophyceae; Desmidiales; Closteriaceae
Source: the annotation of a GenBank genome assembly
AUGGGAUUUACAGUGUUAAGAGAAACAAGCAAAGUACACCCACCCCUUCCCCCGUUGCUCCUCUCUUCAACACACCCCUUCCCCCUCUCUGCUCCUCUCUUCAACACACUCUUUCCCCCGCUGCUGCUCCUCUCUACCACACACCCCUUCCCCCGCUGCUCCUCACUUCCACUCACUCCCUCCCCCUCUGCUCCUCACUUCCACUCACCCCUCUCCCUCCUUUCAUCUCUUCCACUCACCCCUCCCCUCUGGUCUUGGUUUGGCACGAGAACCGCGAUUGGCGUUCCAAGCGUCACCCCUGCAGACGAUGACCGGGGAAGCGGAGAGGAGAGUGAAGAGAGUGGGGAGAGCGAGGAGGAGAGACAGGAGAGUGAGGAGGGACAAGGGAGUGAAAAGAUUUCUAAUGAGAAGAGUGAGGGAAGUGAGGAGAGCGAGGAGAGCGAGGAGGGCGAGGAAGAGAGUGAGGAGGGCGAGGAGAGUGAGGAGGGCGAGGAAGAGAGUGAGGAGGGCGAGGAGAGUGAGGAGGGUGAGGAAGAGAGUGAGGAGGGCGAGGGGGAGAGUGAGGGGGGCGAGGGGGAGAGUGAGGAGGGCGAGGAGGAGAGUGAGGGGAACGUGAAAGAGAGUGAGGAGAUUGAGGAGAGUGAGAGGAGUAAGGAGAGACAGGAGGAAAGAAAGAACAAUAACGACGUACCUUCAGCAGUGCCUGACAGAAUCCGGCACGUGUCUGUCUCCUUGCGGGGUGUGGUGAUUCGCGACUGGCCCGGCCGACUGCCAGAAGGAGAAGGGAGAGAAGGUGGUGGGGGGGGGGGGGGGGGGGGGGGGGGGGGGGGGGGGGGGGGGGGGGGAGGGGGAGGGGGGAGAGGGGGGAGGGGAGGAAGGGGGGGUCAAGAGAAAGGGGGGGAGAGGUAG